AUGGUUAUUAUAUUAUAUACAAUGCUUGAGUCAAUUAGUACAGAUAGAGAUGAACAACAAAAAUUACGCGAACAAUCAAUUAACGAACGUCUCGAUUCUCUUGAAGAUUCUAUUCAAGAUCUCGAUAAAUCAAUUAAAUAUGCAAAUCAAAAACAAAAACAAAAAUUAACAUUAAAACAACAAUCAAAUUUAUUAGCUGAUAGUCUUAAAGAAAAAACAGUUUCACAAUCGAUUGAAAAUAAUACUCAAACAAUUUCAUUCAAAUCUAAUCAUAGUAAUAAUCAAUGUGCCUGGCGAAUGUCGUCUCCAAUGAAUACUACAUUCGACAAUCGAGCAUUAUAUGAUAAUCUUCCAUUUGAUAAUCAAAAUGGUGGCGUAUGGAUACAAGGUUUUGAUAUUCAAUAUAAUACAUCACAAUGGACAUCAAAUAAUAAAUUAAAAAUAAUUAUUAUGCCUCAUUCACAUUGUGAUCCAGGUUAUUUACCAAUCAUUUUAGAAUAUAAUAUGCUCCAGUGA
Molecule: messenger RNA, 516 nt
Organism: Rotaria sp. Silwood2
Lineage: Eukaryota; Metazoa; Rotifera; Eurotatoria; Philodinida; Philodinidae
Source: the annotation of a GenBank genome assembly